Molecule: messenger RNA, 1263 nt
Organism: Alligator sinensis (Chinese alligator)
Lineage: Eukaryota; Metazoa; Chordata; Crocodylia; Alligatoridae
Product: DNA topoisomerase 1-like
Biological process (GO): chromosome segregation; DNA topological change; DNA replication
Cellular component (GO): nucleolus; chromosome
Molecular function (GO): DNA binding; DNA topoisomerase type I (single strand cut, ATP-independent) activity
Source: RefSeq, a predicted model, not a curated record
AUGGCUACAACCAAAAACCCAGUUCUGAUGUCGUUUGCACUCCACUUCCAUUUUGCAUCUCUGCCGUUAUCUCUGCACCUUGACCUGACAGCGAGUCUCUCUGAGAACCGCACCUGGGAACCAGCAACAAGGCUGGAUUCCAACAUCCCAGUGCCCCCACCAAGACACACAUGGAAAGAAGUUCGUCAUGACAAUACAGUCACUUGGUUGGCAUCUUGGACAGAAAACGUGCAGGGAUCAGUCAAAUAUGCCAUGCUGAAUGCCAACUCUAAGCUGAAGGGAGAAAAGGACUGGGAAAAGUAUGAAGUUGCCCGGAAGCUGAAGACCUGUGUGGACAGGAUCCGGGCUCCGUACUGCCUGGACUGGAGAGCCAAGGAAAUGAAGCUGCGGCAACGAGCAGUUGCACUUUACUUCAUUGAUAAGCUGGCUCUCAGAGCAGGGAACGAAAAGGAAGAAGGGGAGACGGCCGAUACAGUCGGCUGCUGCUCGCUGAGAGUGGAGCGUGUGAAACUGCACCCGGAGCUCGGCAGAGAAAAGCACGUGGUGGAAUGAUUCCAGGGUAAAGACUCCAUCCAAUACUACAACAAAAUGUCCGUGGAAAAGAAGGUGUUUAAAAAUCUCCAGCUGUUUAUGAAGAACAAGCAAGGGGGAGAUGAUCUAUUUGACAGGCUGAACACCUCAAUGCUUAAUAAGUACCUUCAGUGUCUGAUGGAGGGAUUGACAGCCAAGGUUUUUCGAAUGUACAAUGCCUCUAUUACCCUGCAACAACAGCUGAAAGCGCUCACAGAUUCUCGAGACAGCAUCCCAGCCAACAUCCUGUCCUACAACAGAGCUAACAGAGCGGUUGCAGUCCUGUGCAACCACCAGCGUGCACCACCCAAGACCUUUGAGCAGUCCAUGGCUAAUCUCCAAGCUAAGAUUGAGACCAAGAGGGAACAGCUUUCCCUAGCAAAGAAAGAGCUGAAGCAAGCUAAGCAAGAUGUGAAGGGCAGCGACAGUGAAAAAUUGAAGAAGUUAAUGCAGAGCAAGAAAAAAGCAGUGCAAGGAAUAGAAGGUUUGCAGAAACCGGAGGUGCAAGUGAUUGACCAGGGAGAAAACAAGCAAAUUGCUUUGGGCACCUCCAAACUGAACUACCUGGAUCCUCGGAUCACUGUCGCAUGGUGUAAAAACUGGGGUGUUCUGCUGGAGAAAAUCUACAGCAAAACCCAUCGAGAUAAAUUUGCUUGGGCAAUAGACAUGACAGAAGCAGAUUUCAUAUUCUAG